Molecule: messenger RNA, 1353 nt
Organism: Rhipicephalus sanguineus (brown dog tick)
Lineage: Eukaryota; Metazoa; Arthropoda; Arachnida; Ixodida; Ixodidae
Product: peroxynitrite isomerase THAP4-like
Exons: 3
Coding region: 189-881 (230 amino acids)
Molecular function (GO): sequence-specific DNA binding
Source: RefSeq, a predicted model, not a curated record
CGCGGCUGACCGGAACUACGUCAUUCUCGGUUCCUGAAUGCCACCGGCGCAGCCUGCUGCUUUGCGACGGAUGGCUUUCGCCGCUAAUUGAUCCUCAAUUACGCUGUUUGUCUAUUGUACAGUUUGUUAAUAGGUCAACAGGUCUUCAGAGAUACCCACCGAGGCUUUAAAAUUACUGUGCGACCGAAAUGCCGUCGUUCUGCGCGGCGUAUGGCUGUUCGAACAACACCAGCCGCGACGAUGUCGUGUUUCACCGCUUCCCAACGGAGAAGAGGCUUGCCGCUCAGUGGAUUGCAGCAGUGAAGAGAAAAAACAUUGUGCCUACGGUGCACAGCAUGAUCUGCUCAAACCACUUUCGGGACGCGGACUAUCACCGGAGUCCCUCGAUAAUGAGGUCGCUCGGAAUUCCCGUGAAGUGCGCCCGGCUGAUGCCUGGCACGGUUCCUUCAGUGUUUUCUUACAGAUCCGCGUCACCACCGCCGAGAGCAGCUUUCGCCAAACGAAGAAGAAUUGAGGACUUAAAUGAAGCGUUGGGAGCUGGCCAGAACAACACAGAGCAAGAAAGCGCUACCACCGACACUGCUGAGGAUGGGGGAGCCUCCAUCGAACCAGACGUCGAAGUGUUGUCCCCUGCUGGUCUCGAACCUUCGGCAGGCACUGCACCAUACGCAGGGAUAAAGUUUGCCGACAAGGCUACUGAAGUGCUGGUGCCGACAAGCAACAAAUCUGUGCAAGCAAGCUUGAAAACAAGUGCCACAUCGCGCUCUGUGCAAACUCGACCACGUUGCACUGCUGUUGGAGUACGGAUGCUCGAGAACAAACGGCUAGCACUGACCAGCAUCAAGGCAAUCGAGUGUUUUUCGUGCAAGAGGAAAACUUAAGAAGGCUUCUGACAGUCUGCCACACAUGCCUGGCCCCUUGCAAGCAAGUGGAUAUUGAGUGCAGCGGAACAGUUGUGCACGCUCAUACAGAAUGUUUUGCUGGGCACCAUUUCCUUUGGCAGAACCAGGAUAUACAUCGGCAGCAACCGGUGUUGAACUUAAAGCUGUGCGCUGCAGUGUUGUUUUCAAGCAAUAACCCGACUUCCUGUCUGAGAAUGUUGGCCUCCAUCGGUGUGCAGGUGGUCAGUGAAAGAACUUUUUUCGCCCUUCAGAGAAGCUAUUUAUGGCCAGCCAUUGACACCGUAAGUAGUCUGUGCAACAACAAUCGAGCGAUUUUCUUGAACGAUAAAUACACAGUAUUUUGUGCUCAAUAGGUUUGGACGGCUCAGCAGCAACACCUGCUCCAGGAAGCUCGUGGAAGGCCACUUACUCUGGCUCGAGAUGGUCGAGCGGACUCCCCAGGGUACAGUGC